Messenger RNA from Mytilus californianus (California mussel), 2513 nucleotides. RefSeq lists its product as uncharacterized. The transcript is spliced from 7 exons. Gene Ontology annotation, molecular function: transcription cis-regulatory region binding. Lineage: Eukaryota; Metazoa; Mollusca; Bivalvia; Mytilida; Mytilidae. The record is from RefSeq and is a predicted model, not a curated record. The coding region runs from base 103 to 867 and encodes 254 amino acids.
UCACGGUUCACCACUGAUCGUUUGCCGUGCCUGUCAUAGGCGCCAAACAAGGACCAGUAUAUGAAAAGUUUUUUUUCCAAAGCUCUUUAAUUUAUCAUCAUAAUGUCAGAGGCCUUAGAAGCACAGUUAGAAAUUCUAGUAAAUGAAAAUGCUUUUUUGAAGAAGUAUUUCGCUUUACGAAAGAAAUGCGAACAAAUACAACAGGCAAAUGAAAAAGUUGUCAAUAGAAUCCAGCAUGUAAAGAAAAUGAUAAAGAGAUACAAACGUGAAAGAAGGUAUUUAGCCAACAGAUUAGAUGAUUAUGGAGAUAAUUAUAGAGAUGUUCAAGUACCAGUUAUGUGGGAGGAGGACAAGUUAUUAGGUGCAACAGAACCAUGUUCCUCUUUUGAAGAUGUAGAAAAGGAAAUUUCAUCCCCUGUUAGCAGCACUGAUAGGACAGUAUCUGAGAUCUUGUCUAAUAUCAAUCCUCUACUAAAGGCUCAUGGGAUAGAUCACAUAACUCCAGGUUCAAAGACAAAGAAAUCGAAAGCAGACACUAAUGCUCCUAAGAAGCCUGCCAAUGCAUUUUUGUUGUUCUGUACCCAACAGAGGUCAUCAGUACAAGAAGAAUAUUACAAGGAUAAACAUGAAGAAAUCUCUAAUCAUGAAAUGACAAAACGAUUAGCACAGAAAUGGAAUGGCUUAACUCCAGAGCAGAAAAAGGUGUAUUAUGACAUGUAUGAGCACGAGAAAGAACGAUAUGAUAAAGAAGUCAAAGAAUACCAUGAAAAGGCAUCUAAUAGUCAAGGGAACGUAACACAAGAAGUACAAAGUAUGAUGGGAAAAGAAGCUCAGAGUGCUGUAGAUGCUUUGAUGAUGGAUACUUGAUUAACUAUCAAUAGUUUUAAUUGAUUAUAGAUAAACCAAAUGAAACUUGGAAAAUGUACAUCAAAAAGCAAAUAUUUCACCUUAUAUUAAGGGUUUUUAGUUUAAUGUGCUCAUAUUUGGCUGGCACCAAGUGCAUCCAUCCACAGCUUAGUAUAAAUGAAGGGUAUUGGACUACAAAUUCUGCUGAUAGUUUGUCUGCUAUCAGCAAAAUUGAUACAUUUUCCUUUAGUUUUGAAUAAUGUCCAUUCUUCCUUUGCUUAGUUCUGAAAUAUAACUGACUUUUCUGUCAUUUUUGCUGGUUUUUAUUUUUUUACCAAUUUCUUAAUGAUAUGUUUUUGAAGGAGUUAUUGUUUGCUUCAAGUUGACAUACCUUUGGAAAGAAAUGCAGCACUUUGACUUUGAAAAUUUAAUGAAAAUUGUUCUUGUGUAAACUUUUUUGUGUUGCCCUUAGAUAAUAAGCUGAUUUUUGUCUCGCCUUGACGGAGUCAAAAAGUGAGACAAAGUUAUACUGUUUCUGGCAUCGACGGCGGCGGUGGUGUCAACAAUGUAUUAGUUUGUGAUUAGGUCUAGUUUAACUUUAAGGUGAACCACUAGUGGUUGGUCAAUGAUAUUUGGUAUGCAGUUGUAUUAGCACUGGCACAUCUCAUUUCCAUGGAGAUUAUUUGGCCCUUCCCCUCAGUCAUGGUUUAUUGACUUUGAAACUUUUGCUUAGUUUACAUGUAUUAGUUUGUGAUUAGAUCAGUUUAAGAUGAACCGCUAAUGUUAAGUCAAUGAUAUUUGGUAUGCAAAUUUAUUGGCAUUUGCAAGUCUCAUUUGCAUGGAGUUAUAUAGCCCCACCCCCUCAUCAUGGUUCAUUGACUUUGAAACUUGUACAUAGUUUACAAGUCAAUGUUUGUGUUUGGGUUUGUUGAAAGGGAAUGACUUAUGAUAAGUCUAUGGUAUUUAGUAUGCAGUUGUAUUAGCAUUGGCACAUCUCAUUUCCAUGGAGAUUGUUUUGCCAUGUACCUUCAGUCAUGGUUCAUUGACUUUGAAUAUUUGCAUAACUUACAUGUUAAAGCAUUGCUAUUUUAAUUUCAACAUUUGCAUUAUCAAAAGUACAAAAAGGCGAAACAUAUCUCUGUGUUAACAGUUUAUUGUUCCUAUUUGUAAAAUGAUGAAUUACAAAUCAAGUUAUUGAUUUGUUUUGGUUAACAUUUUUGAUUGACAUACAUCCCAAAUUUUCAAGGUUAUUGUGGUGAUAUGAUCCAUCUUUUUACGUUUUGGAUUGGGGAUAUAUUGCAUUUCAAUCAGAAGCAAUUUUAAAAGUCAAAGAGUGAUUUAUUCUGUUGUUGGAUAUAUUUUGUUCAGAUUUGUAGUUUAAUAAUUAUCCUUAAAUCUCUUUUAUUCAUGCAACAAAUACAUCAGUGUCAUUUGGUCUAAAAAUUCAAAAUAAUAUCCCAAAGAUUGUUAUUUUUUACAUCAAUAAUACUCGUAAAUUAUCUGUAUUUAUUUCAAAUAAUUGUAUUGUGUAAAAAGCCUUAGUUUCCUAAUUCUAACACUAGAAACAGCUGUAGGAAAAUUCGUUGUGUUUAAUAGUUUGUUAUUUAUGUGUUGGAUAGUGUGGAAUAUAUCAGGAAUGUUAGUGUAAUAAAUAAUUUAUGAAAAUA